UGAUCUACUUGACACAUCGGUCGCGCGCUCAAUGAGCUCAAGUUACUAUAGCAAUAAGAAACGUUCGUUCGCUACGUUUGUCUGAAGCUGUCAUUGUAUCCGCCCACUGCUCAAUGAGAUGCGAAUAUCUGUAUCUGCUGCUACCACAAGAGCAUUUUGUUCACAAACCCAGCCCUCUUAUUUCAGGAUGUUUGGCUUUGUCACACGCCGGGGAGGACAAAAUGCAAAUAAAGCGGAAUCUCAAAACAACAACACUGUGAUGAAUAGAUUAUAAUUUGCGACUUCCUUCUCCAACUCAUCGAAAAUGGGAUUUCUUCACCAGCUACACCUUCUCCUGUGGAAGAACGUGACUUUAAAGCGGAGGGGACCGAGGGUGUUUAUGUGCCAAGAUGUCCCGUUUUCACAGACCAGCACUUAGAGAUAGAGAGAACAGAAGGAAAGAAGACUGCAGUUUUCCUUUAAUCAAGCCGGAUGCAAAGUGAACACACUGAAUGGAAUUAGAGGAGAGAGAGAGAGAGAAGGGAUGAAGGAGGGAGAUUACCAAGUCAAAAAAGAGAGAAAUGUUAUAUGGAAGACAUUCUACUUUCGUGGUGGGUUCUUGCGUUUGAGAUUUUCAUCCCUCUGGUGCUUUUCUUCAUACUCCUGGGCUUGCGGCAGAAGAAGCCGGCCAUUCCUGUGAAAGAAGCCUUCUACAGCGCGGCCCCUCUCACCUCAGCGGGCAUCAUUCCCAUCAUGCAGUCUUUGUGUCCGGAUGGUCAGCGGGAUGAGUUUGGCUUCCUGCAGUAUAAAAACUCCACUGUGACUCAGUUGUUGGAAAGAAUCAGUGAAGUUGUGGAGCAGAAUCACUUGUUUACAUCAGACAGGCCCAGUCUGGGAGAGGAGCUGGAAUCACUGCAGCAGCACCUUGAAAGUCUGAGCUCAGCACAAGGCCCUCUAGAGAGCCACUACAACACCAGCCAUGGUUUCACUGUGGGAAGUGUCCUCAGGAACCAGUCGAUGUUCCAGCAGUUCCUGAUCAGGAACCUUUCCCUGCAAAACGACACCGCCAGCUUGCUGCUCUCUUCCCCCAUCAAUCUAAAAGAGGUGUAUAAUCUCAUCUUUGGGACGUAUCCUAAAGUGGGAUCAAAGGCGGGAGAAAGGGAUGAAGGACAGCAUGAACUCCACAGUCCUGGAGAGAAGCUUGUACAGCUGGAGAAGCAAUUACUUGGAGGCUGGCAUAGUCUGGAGGGGGGCCUGAUUCAGAAGGCAUUGAGAGACCCCACUAAAGCAGCUCACCGUCAAGCUCUGCUUAAAGUCCUGUCCCAAGCGCUGGGGAUCGCUGGCGGUGGAGGAGGACAAAAAUUUGAUCCUCAAGCACUGCGUGAGAUGGAGGGAAUUCUCUUGACUGGUGCAGUGCUUGAUACACUCACUUGUGGGGAAGGAGGGAACAGCGAGAUAAGCAAAAUCCUAUUGGUCCCUGAGAAACAACAGGCAGUUUUACAGGCCUAUCAAACGACUGUUUGUGGUGGAGGGGCGGGGCAGAGGGCGGAGCUCUUUGGGAAGAUGAGUGAAGAAUUGAGGGCUCAGAUUGAUACACAGAGAGUCUUUGAUCAGUUGCGUCUGGAGCAGUCUAACAUGUCUGGACUCUUGGAUCAGUCCCACCUUGGGGCUCUGCUGAAGAACCUAGCUGAUGUGGAACGGCUGCUGAGGGAUGUGGAUCUGCUGUCAGGUCUGGCCAGACUGCUCCCUAAAGGGGCCUGUGCAGGCCACCAGCCUCUUCCUAUAGCCAACACCACCUCAUGGAGCUCCAACACAACAACAUGGGGUCCCAACGCAACAGACAGCCCUGUGGAGGAAGGAGAGGGAGCUGCAGGAAAUGAGGCUGAAAACCCUAGAUCACAGUUUUCUGCCUUUGUUCAGCUGUGGGCAGGUCUUCAGCCCAUUCUGUGUGGGAAUAACAGGAUCAUUGAGCCAGAAGCUCUGAAACAGGGCAAUAUGAGUUCCCUGGGCUUUACCAGCAAAGAACAAAGAAACCUGGGAUUACUCGUCCAUCUCAUGACUACAAAUCCCAAAAUCCUCUACUCUCCCAUUGGCUCAGAGGUGGAUAAGGUCAUACAAAAGGCCAAUGAAACGUUUGCUUUUGUGGGUAAUGUGACUCACUAUGCCCGUGUCUGGCUCAACAUCUCCGCUGAAUUAAGGGCCUUCUUAGAGGAGGGCAAAUUGCAAAAUCACCUGGUGUGGCUCCAACAGUUCAUUGCAGACCUAAAGAGGCACCAUGAACUGUUGAACGUCUCAGACAGUGAGCUGAUGAACAGUCUGCUGGACGAGAACUUCACCCUGCCAAACACAACCACUCUCCUGGAGCAGCUGCACACCAUCGAUAAUGCUGCUUGUGGCUGGACAAACUUCAUGUCAAAGGUCAGUGUGGAUAUCUUCAGAGGCUUCCCUGAUGAAGAGAGCAUUGUCAAUUACACGCUGAACCAGGCCUACCAGGAUAAUGUCUCAGUCUUUGCAAGUGUGAUUUUCCAGACCAAUAAAGAUGGAUCUCUGCCACCCCACGUUAUGUAUAAGAUUCGACAGAACUCCAGCUUCACAGAGAAAACCAAUGAAAUCCGCCGAGCUUAUUGGCGUCCUGGGCCGAACACGGGAGGCAAAUUCUACUUCCUUUAUGGCUUUGUGUGGAUCCAAGAUAUGAUUGAGAGGGCAAUCAUAAACACAUUUGUGGGCCAUGAUGUUGUGGAGCCUGGAAACUAUGUGCAGAUGUUUCCCUAUCCAUGCUACACUAGAGACGAUUUCCUGUUUGUUAUCGAGCACAUGAUGCCUUUGUGUAUGGUCAUAUCCUGGGUCUACUCUGUGGCCAUGAUGAUCCAGCACAUCGUAGCAGAGAAGGAGCAAAGACUGAAAGAGGUGAUGAAGAUGAUGGGCUUGAAUAACGCAGUGCACUGGGUAGCCUGGUUCAUCACAGGAUUUGUGCAGCUUUCGAUCUCAGUGACGGCCCUCACUGCCAUACUGAAAUACGGCAAAGUCCUCCUACACAGCGAUCCCUUUAUCAUCUGGCUCUUCCUUACAGUCUAUGCCGUCGCCACCAUCAUGUUCUGUUUCCUAGUGUCGGUGUUGUACUCUAAAGCCAAACUGGCUUCAGCAUGUGGAGGAAUCAUCUACUUUCUGAGUUAUGUGCCCUACAUGUACGUGGCCAUAAGAGAAGAGGUGGCUCAUGACAAGAUCACUGCCUUUGAGAAGUGCAUAGCGUCUUUAAUGUCUACCACAGCGUUCGGUCUGGGGUCUAAGUACUUUGCCCUGUAUGAAGUUGCUGGAGUGGGAAUCCAGUGGCGCACUCUCAACCAGUCACCUGUAGAGGGCGAUGACUUCAACCUCCUGCUGUCUAUGGUCAUGCUAACCAUUGAUGCCAUUGUAUACGGUGUGUUGACCUGGUAUAUAGAGGCUGUGCAUCCAGGGAUGUACGGACUACCCCGGCCAUGGUAUUUUCCCUUGCAGAAAUCCUAUUGGUUAGGUAGCGGCCGCAUAGAGACAUGGGAUUGGCCGUGGAGUGGCGGCACCAGGCUGAGUGUGAUGGAGGAGGACCAGGCUUGUGCUAUGGAACACAGACGCUCAGAGGAAACUCGUGGAAUUGAAGAAGAACCCAGUCACUUGCCGCUGGUGGUAUGCAUAGACAAACUGACCAAAGUCUACAAGACGGGCAGAAAACUGGCCCUAAACAAAUUGAGCCUAAACCUUCAUGAGAACCAAGUUGUCUCUUUCUUGGGACACAAUGGGGCUGGCAAGACCACCACUAUGUCCAUUCUCACAGGACUGUUUCCACCCACUUCUGGCUCUGCCACCAUAUACGGCCAUGACAUCCGCACAGAGAUGGAGCGCAUCAGGCAGAAUUUGGGCAUGUGUCCCCAGCACAAUGUUCUGUUUGACAAGCUCAGUGUGGAGGAACACCUGUGGUUCUACUCGCGUCUGAAGGGCAUGGCUGAGGAAGAUAUUCGCAAGGAGAUGGACAAGAUGAUAGAAGAUCUUGAAUUGUCCAACAAGCGUCACAGUCUGGUUCAGACUCUGUCUGGGGGGAUGAAGAGAAAGUUGUCGGUGGCGAUUGCAUUUGUAGGUGGGUCUCGGGCAGUGAUUUUGGAUGAACCCACGGCAGGAGUAGACCCAUAUGCCCGUCGAGCGAUCUGGGACCUCAUCCUUAAAUAUAAACAAGGUCGCACCAUCCUGCUUUCCACUCACCACAUGGAUGAGGCUGAUCUGCUGGGAGACCGUAUUGCCAUCAUCUCUCAUGGCAAGCUCAAGUGCUGCGGUUCUCCACUGUUCCUCAAGAGCACAUAUGGAGACGGCUACAAACUCACACUUGUCAAGAAGCAGAGUGAUUCACACACUGCAGAUCAGUCAAGCCAGUCUCCCUCCUCUUCGAUAUCUCCAUGUUCAGAGAGCAGAGUAACACAGUUCAUCCGUCAGUACAUUGCUUCCUGCCUGUUGGUAUCUGACUCCAACACUGAGCUCUCUUAUGUCCUACCGUCAGAGGCUGUCAAGAAAGGCUGUUUCGAGAGGCUGUUUCAGGCUCUGGAGCAGAGUUUGGAUAGCUUGGCCUUGACCAGCUUUGGUGUGAUGGACACCACACUGGAGGAAGUCUUUCUGAAGGUAUCAGAAGAGGAUCUGUCACUGGAGAACAGUGAUGCAGAUAUGAAGGACUCUCCCGGCGGAGCAUCAGCUGGGAAGCCCUCUAAUCUGUUAGGAGGGCCACAGUGUGAGGGGGCACCAGCUGCUGCCAUGAUCCGGCCAGAGGUGGAGCUCAGUAACCUGAUGAUGUGUUCCAGGCUGAGCCCAAGCCAAGCGUCCCUACAGUCCGGCUCUUCUCUGGGCUCAGUGAGAGGGGAUGAAGGGGGACUCUAUUCUGACUUCUAUGGAGACUACUGCCCACUGUUUGACAACGGCCAGGAUCCUGACUCAGCCAGUCUCAGAGAUGAAGAGUCCUCUGCGGAGCCAACCAUACUGGACGGCCAGGGCAGCUUAAAGCUUGAGGGCUGGUGGCUGAAACUUCGGCAGUUUCACGGGCUGAUAGUGAAAAGGUUUCACUGUGCGAAGAGGAACACCAAGGGCAUUUUCUCACAGAUCCUGCUGCCUGCUUUCUUCGUCUGUGUGGCCAUGACUGUAGCUCUAUCUGUGCCUGAGAUUGGUGACCUUCCUCCACUGAUUCUGUCUCCAUCUCAGUAUCACAACUACACACAGCCUCGUGGAAACUUCAUCCCUUAUGCCAAUGAAGACAGACUUCAGUACAGGAGUAAACUUUCUCCAGACGCAGGCCCACAGAGAAUUGUUAAUACCCUCCGUCUACCCUCUGGAGUUGGUGCGACUUGUGUACUGAAAACUCCCUUCAACAGCACUCUGGACCAACUGGCACAAACUCUGAAUCCUUAUGCAAACAACUCCAAAACCCUGGCAGCCCGCUACUUUGACUCUAUGUGUUUGGAUUCCUUCACACAGGGUGUACCUUUAUCAAACUUUGUGCCCCCGCCGCCCUCUCCUGCCCCCUCUGAUGACCCAGAGGCCCAUUUUGAAGAUGGCCUUUGGAAUUACACUGCCGCUCCUCCUACUACUGUCCGAGAGAUGGCGACUUCCCCCCCCACACUGCCCUUGACCAUUCGAGAGCCGGUGCGCUGUAUCUGCUCCAUGCAGGGCACGGGCUUCUCCUGCCCCAGUGGAGUCGGGGGCCGACCACCCCUCAUGAAGGUAGUAACCGGAGACAUCUUGGUGGACAUCACAGGUCGCAACGUGUCCGAAUAUCUCCUGUACACCUCUGAUCGUCUCAGAUUACACAGAUAUGGAGGCUUUACUGUAGGAAACAUUCAGAAAUCUGUCCCAGCAUCCUUCGGGAGAAAAACACAACCUAUGGUGCGCAAAAUAGCAGUGAGGCGAUCCUCACAGGUGCUUUACAAUAACAAAGGAUAUCACAGUAUGCCCACUUACCUAAAUGUCCUCAACAAUGCCAUCCUCAGAGCCAAUCUGCCCAGUAGUAAAGGAAACCCUGCUGCAUACGGCAUCACAGUGACCAAUCAUCCCAUGAACAGAACGAGUGCCAGUCUUUCUUUGGAUUAUCUGCUUCAGGGCACUGAUGUGGUUAUUGCCAUCUUCAUCAUUGUAGCAAUGUCCUUUGUGCCAGCGAGUUUCGUGGUCUUCCUGGUAGCAGAAAAAUCCACCAAGGCCAAACACCUGCAGUUUGUCAGUGGAUGUGACCCUGUCACUUACUGGCUAGCAAACUACAUAUGGGACAUGCUGAACUACCUGGUUCCAGCCACGUGCUGUGUCCUAAUUCUGUUUGUGUUCGACCUUCCUGCGUACACGUCACCUACAAAUUUCCCGGCAGUGAUCUCUCUCUUCCUUCUUUAUGGCUGGUCUAUAACCCCCAUCAUGUAUCCAGCCUCUUUCUGGUUUGAGGUGCCCAGCACUGCUUAUGUUUUCCUCAUAGUCAUUAAUCUCUUCAUUGGCAUCACAGCAACGGUGGCCACUUUCCUCCUACAGCUGUUUGAGCAUGACAAGGAUCUGAAGUUGGUAAACAGCUAUCUGAAGUCUUGUUUUCUCAUCUUUCCUAACUAUAACCUUGGUCAUGGAUUGAUGGAGAUGGCCUACAAUGAGUAUAUCAAUGAGUAUUACGCCAAGAUAGGCCAGUUUGAUAAGGUGAAGUCUCCAUUUGAAUGGGACAUUGUGACACGGGGACUGGUGGCAAUGACCAUUGAGGGUUUUGUUGGCUUUCUCAUUACAAUUCUGUGCCAGUACAACUUCCUCAGGAAAGCCCAGAGAGUGCCUGUCAGCAGUCAGCCAGUUGAUGACGAUGAUGUUGACGUGGCCUGUGAGAGACGAAGAGUGCUGAGGGGAGAUGCUGACAGUGACAUGCUGAAGAUCGACAACCUAACCAAGGUGUACAAGUCUCGUAAGAUGGGCCGGAUCCUGGCAGUGGACCGUUUGUGUCUGGGAGUCCGUCCUGGGGAGUGCUUUGGGCUGCUGGGAGUUAACGGAGCAGGAAAGACCACCACCUUCAAAAUGCUGACAGGAGAUGAGAGCACAACUGGGGGAGAAGCCUUUAUCCAGGGACACAGUAUCUUGCGGGAGCUUUUACGAGUGCAGCAGAGCAUCGGUUACUGCCCACAGUUUGACGCUCUGUUUGAUGACCUGACUGCUCGAGAACAUCUGGAGCUGUACACACGCCUCCGCGGCAUCCACUGGAAAGAUGAGGAACGGGUGGUUCAGUGGGCUCUGGAGAAGUUGGAGUUGUCCAAGUAUGCUGACAAACCUGCUGGCACCUACAGUGGAGGCAACAAACGCAAACUCUCUACAGCUAUUGCUUUGAUUGGAUACCCCUCACUCAUCUUUCUGGAUGAGCCCACCACAGGUAUGGACCCAAAGGCUCGUCGGUUCUUAUGGAACCUCAUUCUUGACAUCAUCAAGACAGGACGUUCUGUAGUGUUGACGUCACACAGUAUGGAGGAGUGUGAAGCCUUAUGCACUAGACUGGGCAUCAUGGUUAACGGCAGAUUCAAGUGUUUGGGAAGCAUCCAGCAUCUCAAAAACAGAUUUGGGGAUGGAUACAUGAUAACAGUACGCACUAAGACCACCACUAGUGUCAAGGAAGUGAUAAGGUUUUUCAACAGAAAUUUUCCAGAGGCCGUCCUAAAGGAGCGGCACCACACCAAGAUUCAGUACCAGCUGAAGUCAGAGAACAUCUCUCUGGCUCAGGUCUUUAGCAAAAUGGAGCAGGUGGUGGAGGUGCUGAGCAUCGAGGAUUAUUCUGUGAGCCAGACAACCCUGGACAACGUCUUUGUUAACUUUGCAAAAAAGCAAAGUGAUAACUUAGAACAGCAAGAAAGUUCCCCAUCUAGUGCUGGUCAGUCGCCACUGCAGCGGCUGCUAAGCAUCCUCAGGCCUCGUCCCGCUAACACAGAACUCAACGCUCUUGUAAGCGAAGAGCCAGAUGAACUUGAGAGUGAUGAUGACGAAGGAUUGAUCAGCUUUGAGGAAGAGAGGGUACAGUUGUCCUUUAAUACAGACACUCUGUGCUGAAACAGCUGUUAAUCUCACAGAUGGAGAGAUGGUAAAAAAUAAGCCUCAAGUUCAGACCCGUGUCUGUAUGGUGAAAGACAUUUGUGUGUUUUAUUUCUCGCUGGAGAGGAUCCAUCUCUUUGGCCCAGCGAGUGGGUUGUUCUUGUUUCCAUUUGCACUUAGCGGAACAAGAGAACGGCUCUUCUGGGAACUCUAAACAGAGAUAUGGACAGUCUGGGCCUGAACAUGAUCGGGCCAGAGAGAACGCUACUGUGAGGUACUUCGUCCACGGCCUCCCCUUCUGCGUUCUGGAGAUGAUGGUUUAUGGAAACGUAUAUUACUGUACUUCAUAUUCAAGCCUGCUGGAUGGGAAUUAACAAGAAUGUAUUUCGUAGAUACAAACAGGCCGUAUGGUUUAUUUUGGUAUCGCUUUAAAUUGGAAUAUGGUCGUACUAUCUUUAAACUGAUCACACGUUGAAAUUGUUUUAAUUGUAGUGUUGAUGUCAUAACAUAAUCAUCCCUCAAGGAAUGGGUUUGGCCUUUGCAACUUGUUCUUUUUAUGACUGUUUAUCCUCACGUUCAGUUGAAACGGUUGUAAUUAUACAUAUUUUUUCUUUACUCUGACCUAGUUUGUUUAUUUGUUCCUGCAUUGAGAGCAUGCUAUAAAAGACAAGCCUGUUGUGUUGUUGGGUUGAAGAAAUUGUACUAUGCUUAAAUGUUUUGAACAGACCCGUUGUUCUUGUUGAAGAAUGCAAAUGUACCUGUGCACCUUCAUUGAAGUUUUUACAUUGGACAUUCAAUAGUGAAUGACUCGUGACUGAUUCAAAGGCCUUUAGUCGAACCGGACCGAACAAGCGUUGCUAUCGAGAUGUUUAUGGUCUUGUAAUUGAAUGUAAACGGCAUAAGUGUUUUGUGCUGACUUUUGUGUCUCCUGAACCAGGGGUUUCUCAUUUUUUGAAACAAAUUGUAAGUGAAACCGGUGUCUUUUACGUUGCGUUACCGCAAAUUGUUAAAAGCUGCGUAAUACAGAUGUCCGUUGAAACGUUCAUAAUAAGUGUCACUCUAUCACUGUGAAGCCAAAGGUGAACUUUGAGUCACUGUUAUUACAGAUAGACCGAAAUCAGGUCAUUGCUCUUUAUUAUUGUAUUUGAGAACCCUUGAAAUAUGUUUGUUUAUUGAAUAGCAGGAGGUUUUGAUUUUGUUGUUUGCACUGUAAUGUAAAACAAGUGUAACAUUUUCGUUCUUUGACCUGAAAUUAGCCAAUUAUGUUGUUUAUUUGAAAUGAAAUGAUGCUUCUCCUUCAUGUCCGUGAUGGUUAGGUCCAAUCGCCGUGCUUAAUCUCUGAAUCUUGCACAAUUGUCGGCACUUAGUACUAUAAUGGUGUCUUAUUUUUCUGACAUUGCUGCGUUAAAGAGUAUGAUCAAUAUUUUUGAGCUCCUCAAAGAGAGGAAAGCAAAGAUGGAUAAGGAGGCUGUCGGUGCAUUUUCAUGUACGAUGACCAAAGGGAAAUGAAGCAUAGUUUUUGAAAUGUGUAAAUGAAUUGUGAUAAGCUAUGUGAAAACUGACCUACUUUGAUUAUUAAGGCGUCUCGGCCGCUUCAGAAUUUUUCCUGCUAACGGAGAACCUCAACAGCCUAACUAAAGAUCAGUGCAAGCUGCUUUUCACUUUGGAAAUGAACAUGUGCAGUGAUUUAAGACACCAGCAAACAUGAGUGUGGUUCUGUAUCAUAUAAAAUAGCAUUAUGGUUAAGGAGGUGGUUUAGUUUUAUCUUUCUAGUAAGUGCUUUGGAAUGUAACUUCAGUAAAUGUGAAUAUGAUUCAAUAUUUAUGAACGUUUUUUCAUCCAGUAAUACCUAUAUGUUCAGGUGAAUUCCCUUGUAACAAGAUUGACUGGACCUUUUCAGCUUGUUUUCAAUUACCUUUAUUGUUUCCAUUCUCUUGUGCUAACUGGGGUGAACUGAUGUUUUUAAUAUUAACAGAGAGAAAAGAGAAUAAUUAAAUCAAUAAAUUGUUAAAUUGA
Molecule: messenger RNA, 10032 nt
Organism: Ctenopharyngodon idella (grass carp)
Lineage: Eukaryota; Metazoa; Chordata; Actinopteri; Cypriniformes; Xenocyprididae
Gene: abca2
Product: ATP-binding cassette, sub-family A (ABC1), member 2
Exons: 50
Coding region: 568-8034 (2488 amino acids)
Biological process (GO): lipid transport; transmembrane transport
Cellular component (GO): membrane; intracellular membrane-bounded organelle
Molecular function (GO): ABC-type transporter activity; lipid carrier activity; ATP hydrolysis activity
Source: RefSeq, a predicted model, not a curated record